Linum trigynum is the source of this 759-nucleotide messenger RNA. The record is from the annotation of a GenBank genome assembly. Lineage: Eukaryota; Viridiplantae; Streptophyta; Magnoliopsida; Malpighiales; Linaceae.
UCAAUUAAGCAGAAGUUAAUGAAAGAAUUAUUCUCCCAAACCCUAAGCACUUUCUAUCUCCUAAUUUCUUUUCUUCCCUAAUCUAAGGCUUCGGCCGAUUCUUAUUCUUUUCUUCUUCUUCCCUAAAUCCUCAAUCUCAAUCCCCAAUUCCCUCACCAAAUUCCUAAAUUCCCAAUCAACCAACACUAUCGAUAGAACCUUAGAAAUAGGUUUCUAUCAUCUAGUAUCAGAGCCCCGUUCCGAAGAUGAGUUUGUCACAACUCUCAACGGGGACGAGUUCUAUAGCGAUGGCAAUACACUCUUUUGAGACCUUUCCUGCUGCGAUGGCGACAGUUGAGGCCACCCUCACUCAAGCAAUCUCUCAGCAGUUCGCAGAACUUCGUGCAAUGAUUGCAGACCUCCCCCAAACCGCGAUUGCCAAUGAGCAGCCGCAAAACUCAGUUUCUGAGACGGCCGAACCAGUGCUGCCGGAGGAGAUUAUAGCCACACCGUUAUUCCCUUCCACUGCAGCUUCACCACCACUGCGGCUUGUUGUGGUGGAACAACCAUCCAAGGAGUCUAAUCCACCGGCUGCGAACGAAAAAGAAGAACCAGGAGAAGAUUGGGUCGCGACGGAGACGACCAGAUCUCCGUCUUUGCAGUCGACGAGAAGAAGAUGGCUGAGAUUCAGCCACAGCCGACACCAAUAGUCGCACCGACUGCUGCAGUGGUCGAUGAAUCGACCUCAGCAACCCUCACCAAUAACUUCGUUGUUCCAUG